This is a messenger RNA of Anguilla rostrata (American eel), 2191 nucleotides long. RefSeq lists its product as uncharacterized. The record is from RefSeq and is a predicted model, not a curated record. Gene Ontology annotation, molecular function: DNA binding; zinc ion binding. The coding region runs from base 366 to 1004 and encodes 212 amino acids. Lineage: Eukaryota; Metazoa; Chordata; Actinopteri; Anguilliformes; Anguillidae. The transcript is spliced from 7 exons.
GCCAUGUUUCCGUAUCUUAACUGCUAGCUAGCCAGAUCGUAAGCUUGUUAGCUAUCUUUAGCUAACUUAACUCGGCUGAAAACAAUAGACUAGCUACCCAACUAAUCUUAGUAUAUUUUCACAACGAGGCUAGUAUAACUACCUAAUUUUAUCAAACCAGCUAAAAAAUAAUAAUACGGUUGCUAGUUCGCUUGCUAACUAGUUGGCUACAUAAGUCUGAAGAUGUGUUUAAGUUGACCUAGGAAAUAGCUUCAGCUAGCUAGCUGUGUAACGUUAUUUGUUUGCCUCUGAUGUGAUGCCAAUCUCAAGAAGCAGUUUUUCCCGACUGUCCUCCCUCACCUCUCUGCCCUUCCCUGUCUGCGAGUAUGGCUCAGGAAACAAACCAGACACAGGUGCCAAUGCUGUGCGCCACGGGCUGUGGUUUCUACGGUAACCCGCGCACCAACGGCAUGUGCUCAGUCUGCUACAAGGAGCACCUUCAGAGACAAAAGGGAGGGGGUCGUGCCAGCCCCCCAGUCGCGGCAGCUCCCGCGGUGUCCCCGGCAGCGGCUGGUGUUUCCGUGGAGACCGCACCCGACCCCAGCACGGAUGGAUUCACCAAAUCCGAGGAAAGGAAGUCCAGUUCUCCCAGCCCAGUCACCCAGCAGAUGAUAGCCAUGAGCCUGUCCCAGGACAGCGGGACCACCGACUCGGACCGAGCGGAGGAGGAAGAGGAGGGGACUUCCAAAUCUACAGGGCUGGCCCUGGAAGCCCCCCAGCCCUCCUCGGACGGGGACCAGACCCCGGACAAGAGCAAGAAGAAGAACCGCUGCUUUACCUGCCGGAAAAAAGUGGGCCUCACGGGCUUUGACUGUCGCUGCGGCAACCUGUUCUGCGCCAUACAUCGCUACUCGGACAAACAUGACUGUCCCUAUGACUACCGGGGGGCCGCGGCCGCCCGCAUACGCAAGGAGAACCCCGUCGUGGUGGCCGAAAAGAUCCAGAAAUUUUCAAGUGAGGUCUAAUCAACCCUGACAAUCCCAUUGGCUGAAAUGAUGUGAGCAAAGCCAGGCGGCCUCCCGCUGGGGAACGUGCCGGCCGGUGUCGGGGGCCGCCCGUUCCUCCGGGACUCGGCCACAGGAAACAGCUGCUCGUGAGGGGGGGGGGGGGGCGGCACUCUCCAAAGCAGCCCCCCCUGAAGUCACACCGAAGUUCUUGUGUUCCUGCUACCUGAGCUCCUGUGGGUGUUCCCGAGCCUGUGUUAUUACUAUUUACGGGAGAAGCGGUUGGUUACAGGGGGGGCACCCACAAAGCCUGCUUUGAGUCCGUGCUGAUGCACUGCGGGUCAAGAGCGGGAUGGAGGUGCCCUCGGCUGUUGGAACAUUUAAAAAAACGUGCCGGUUGGAUCGAUGUCGGGGGGGUCCGUCUGUCAUUAGAACUAAGCUGCUUGUCAGAGUGCUUGGCCACACUGUUCCUGUCCAGUCGUUCACAUUGUCUGCACAUCUUUGGACAGUGGCCGGAAGGCUCACGGAAAUGUCUGAACUUGUAUACGAGCGUUCACACAGGUGUGCAUAGUUGGGGAGGGGGGGUGGGGGAGGAAGGGGGGAAACACCUCUGUAUGUGGCUCGAUUGUGCCUCCCGUAUCAUGACAAGAAAGAAAAAAAAAACGUUUGUUUUGAAAAGAAUUUGAACUUGUAACCUGAUUGCCUCCUUUAGCACAAAUUGUUGAUGCUGCAGUUGGCGUACUCAUCGUGCUCAGCUUGUCAUAACUACGUCUUUCAUGUGCUUAGUAAUGAAUUACCAUAUGUUACUUAUGUGUGGGGGGGGGGCAGGUGUCUCACGGUUACUCACUUCAUCAUUAACUAAGAGUUUACGGUGCUGAAAAAAUGAAUUGUGGAUGGAAUGGGUGACGUUUUUGUUUUUUUUUUUUCUUAUAGUGUGACGCAUCAACAGACAAGUGACUGUUCUGUUCAUGUUAUGAGCUAUUAUGUGAGGGUGGGUGGGGGAGGGGAGGGGAGGGGAGGUGAGGGCGGGGAGGCACAGGGAGCUGAAGCCCAGUGCAUUCUGGUCCUCUGACACGUCAGUCUCUCAGACAUACAGCCUCCCAGAGAGACGAUUGUAGGCAUCUUUUCAUUCUUUCUUUUUAAACUUUAGGAUUGUAUGGUGUGUAAGAAUAAAACAAUAAAAUCACAAAGUUUAUUUUAAAUUUAAA